AUUAGAUCAUGCAUGCCCGAACUUGUCUCUUAACUCAUCGUAUCCUGCGAAGACCAAACUGUCGUGAAGUGACUUACGCACCAGUGGCUGCGUGCGCAGCAUGGUUAUCACCUAUAAGGUUGACGUCGUCUGGCCCUCCACCAGCAACUCCUCCGAAGCCUGGAUCAUUCUCCGAACGUUACAACAAGUUCAUUUCAAGAUGGCCGAGAGUGCAUGCAUUGCAUAGGAUGAUAGUAGAUGGCUCAAGAUGGUGUUUUGCGGAUAUCAAAACCUAUAUACGCAUCAAAUCAGAUCUUUCUUCAAAAAGGAGGAAACUUACAGAUCUGAGCAUGGCUGAACUGGAAGUGCUUGUGCAGAUGCCAAUCGAACUUCCAAACGUUGCGAUAGCCGCUGUGCUCAUCCCCAUUCCUUUUGGAUUUUAUGUGAUUGCCAUUGCUAUUAUAUUUUUUCCUCGACUGGUGCUUACGCGUCAUUUUUGGUCUGAUGCUCAGAGAAAGAAAUACUUCCAAAUUGAUGUCACUCGAUCAAUGAAGAACUCAGAUCUUUUGAUGCAAGUUCUAGGAAAGCCUGCAACAAUAGAAGACGUGCAUUUACCAAAAGUGGAGGAUUUGAAAUAUGGAACUUUGAUAGGAUUGUCAUCAGUGCAUGCAUUGUACCCCUUACCUGGAAUUCGACGACGAUUUCGUUUGAGGUGCGAUGCAUUGCGACGCUUAGAUGAAGUUGUCGCAAAGGAGCUUGACAAUCUCACGGCUCGACAGCUUCAAUUUCAUCUUUUCAUUCGACGACUCAAUAAUACAGAUGGGACAUCGGGAAUGCGGGAAAUUCUCAGGAAUUGGUUGAAAUUCUCAAAAGAUCUGGAUGAUUCUGCUUAUCUCUAUAGGUGGACUUAUCUAAUAGGCGGACUUAUUGGGUUUCCCAUAGGGACGACAUUCGAUGGCAAUCCUCAGUUGUCAACAUCGCUGGCCCAUGAUCUGAUGGGAAGCAAUUGGGUGUUUCUUUUCUUCGUUAUCUGA
Molecule: messenger RNA, 1013 nt
Organism: Cylicocyclus nassatus
Lineage: Eukaryota; Metazoa; Nematoda; Chromadorea; Rhabditida; Strongylidae
Source: the annotation of a GenBank genome assembly